AAUAUACCCUGAACACACCUCGACUUCUCACAGUUACUAUAGCAACAAAGCAUAGCUUGCUGGUGGCUAACAAUGCUAGCGGAAACCCAUAUCGGUACACACAGCUAGACUCCUUCGAGUUGUCAGAAAUGGAGGACCGCUACGCCUUCCUGACCGAGUGGUACGACCCGACCGCCGCUCUCCUGCGGCGCUACCAGCUGUUCUACUUCCCCAAAGAUAGCUCGGUGGAAAUGUUUGAUGUUAAAAACCAGCGCAUAUUUCUGAGGAGGACCCGGUACCAGGAGCUCCGCCUGGAGGACCUGUUUGUCGGGAAUCGAGUGAACGUUUUCUCCCGUCAGCUCAAUCUGAUUGAAUAUGGAGACCAGUACACCGCCAACAAGCUGGGCAGCAAGAAGGAAAGAACUCUGGCUCUGAUAAAGCCGGACGUCGUCACCAAGAUCGGAGACGUGCUGGAGUUGAUCCACUCGUCCAACCUGCUGGUGACCAAAGCCAAGAUGACGGCGCUCACAGGGAAGCAGGCGGCAGACUUUUAUGUGGAACAUCAGUCGAAGCCUUUCUUCAAUAACCUGGUGCAGUUUGUGUCCUCGGGCCCCGUGGUGGCCCUGGAGCUGAUGGGGGACGAGGCCGUGUCCAUCUGGCGGAGGCUCCUGGGGCCCACAGACUCCUCGGCGGCGAGGAAGGAGGCGCCGCGCAGCGUCCGGGCCCAGUUCGGGACCGACGCCGUGAAAAACGUCGGCCACGGCUCCGACUCCCUCGCCGCGGCAGCGAGGGAGCUGGAGUUCUUCUUCCCGUCCACCGUCGGCCACGGCCCCCCCAACACGGCCACGUGCACGGAGUGCACGUGCUGCAUCGUCAAACCCCACGCCGUGUCAGAAGGUCUGACCGGGAGGAUCCUGAACUCCAUUUCAGCGGCCGGAUUUGAGAUCUCGGCGCUUCAGAUGUUCAACGUGGACCGGCCCAACGCAGAAGAGUUCUACGAGGUGUACAGGGGCGUCGUCAACGAGUACCCCGGCAUGGUGACGGAGCUGUGCUCCGGGCCCUGCUUGGUCCUGGAGAUCCACGGCGCCGACGCGCCGCGCUCCUUCAGGGCCUUCUGUGGACCCGCCGACCCGGAGAUCUCCAGACGCCUUCGCCCGACCUCGCUGCGCGCCCUCUACGGCAAAGACCGCGUGAAGAACGCCGUGCACUGCUCCGACCUCCCCGAGGACGGCUUCCUGGAGGUUCAGUAUUUCUUCAGGAUUCUGGACGGGUGACAGAGACAUGAGGCGGUGCAUUCAAAGACGUGACAGUUGAACUCAUGUUUGUUUAUUGUUUCAGCCUUAUGCAGAUUAAAUAAAGUGUUUUGAUCUUUAACAUUUAA
This is a messenger RNA of Gasterosteus aculeatus aculeatus (three-spined stickleback), 1360 nucleotides long. RefSeq names its product NME/NM23 family member 7 (gene nme7). Gene Ontology annotation, biological process: UTP biosynthetic process; CTP biosynthetic process; GTP biosynthetic process. Gene Ontology annotation, cellular component: axonemal microtubule; centrosome. NCBI's taxonomy places the organism in Eukaryota, Metazoa, Chordata, Actinopteri, Perciformes, Gasterosteidae. The record is from RefSeq and is a predicted model, not a curated record. Gene Ontology annotation, molecular function: nucleoside diphosphate kinase activity; ATP binding.